Molecule: messenger RNA, 1458 nt
Organism: Ricinus communis (castor bean)
Lineage: Eukaryota; Viridiplantae; Streptophyta; Magnoliopsida; Malpighiales; Euphorbiaceae
Exons: 3
Coding region: 235-1317 (360 amino acids)
Source: RefSeq, a predicted model, not a curated record
AAUUACAUAAUAACAUUGUUAAUUUUACUGUGGUUGGCUAGGUUAAUUCAGAAUGUAUGCGUGUUAUCUGAACUCUGAAGUAUCCUAAACCGAUUACACUUGCAAAUCAAUACAAACAUCCAGUCUCCUAGUGCAUUAUUAAUUAAUCACCGCUGCUAAUAAAAUCCUCUCAUACUUCUGCAUUACUGCUCAUCUAUCUCAUCCAUUCAGUUCUCCUUCUUCCUGAUCAGAAACAUGGAUAUGCCUGUUAAGGACAUGCAAAUCCAAAAAGAUUAUAGCAGCAAAUACAUUGCUGGUAUCUUGGGUUUUUUAUUCAUUGGUUCAGCCUAUGUACUGCUCGUCUCCAACCCCGUAGGUGCCAGAUCCAAGCCAUUCUUUUCCUUCCAAGGUUCUCGCUGUAAUUGCCAAUCCUCAACCAUUAGCAAUAUGACUACCACUAGCCCUGUUACUAGCCACAGAGAUGCCCUUGAAUCAGGUUUGGCCGAGGCAUCAACAGCGAACAAGACUCUGAUAAUUGCAAUGGUGAAUAAGGCCUAUGUAGAGGGUGAUAAGCCAAUGUUAGAUAUGUUCUUGGACAGCUUCUGGCUCGGAGAAGAUACGAGAGAUUUGAUCAAUCACCUCCUGCUAGUUGCUGUUGACCAAACGGCUUACGAACGGUGCAAGUUUCUCCGGCUUCAUUGUUACAAACUCGAAACUGAUGGUGUGGCUUUUGAUGGUGAGAAAGUUUACAUGUCUGAUGAUUUUAUCAAGAUGAUGUGGAGGAGAACCCUGUUGCUUGGAGAUAUACUUAAGCGAGGCUAUAAUUUUAUCUUCACGGACACAGAUGUAAUGUGGCUAAGGAACCCGUUUCCAAAGCUAGUCCUAGAUGGAAGCGUAGAUUUUCAGAUCAGUACCGAUAAGUUCAACCGCGAUGAGUGGUCUGAAGCCAACCCAAUAAACACAGGAUUUUACAUGAUAAGGUCAAACAACAAGACAAUUGAAUUAUUUGACUCAUGGUAUGCAAGGAAAGACAGGUCAGUUGGGCAGAAAGAGCAAGAUGUUUUAGAUAGCAUGAUGCGUCAAGGUGUGUUUAGAAAUCUAGGACUUAGAGUGAGGUUCUUGGACACCCUCUAUUUUAGCGGUUUUUGCCAAGAUAGCGGGGACAUUAGAGCUGUUACUACUGUUCAUGCCAAUUGUUGCCGGACUAUAAGUGCCAAGAUUGCUGAUCUAACUGCCGUUCUUCGUCAAUGGAAGAGUUUCAAGAACUCACCUCCUGCCAAUGAGACAACAUAUGGAAUGUUGAACAAUCAUGUAGCAUGUAGGGAUUCGUGGAGAUAAAUAUGAUUGUUGGUGAGAUUAUAAUAUAAUGGAUAUUUAAAAUGUACACAAAUAGCAUAGAAAGGAAGGAAUUUGUAUGUAUUUAACUACACUGGGAAUAUAUUAAUUAAAUUAUGCAAUUUCCUACUAUACGCAUCCUUC